Apus apus (common swift) is the source of this 2251-nucleotide messenger RNA. RefSeq names its product hydroxyacyl-CoA dehydrogenase trifunctional multienzyme complex subunit beta (gene HADHB). Lineage: Eukaryota; Metazoa; Chordata; Aves; Apodiformes; Apodidae. The record is from RefSeq and is a predicted model, not a curated record. Gene Ontology annotation, molecular function: acyltransferase activity, transferring groups other than amino-acyl groups. The transcript has 16 exons. Gene Ontology annotation, biological process: fatty acid beta-oxidation. Bases 104 to 1525 code for a protein of 473 amino acids.
UGGCCAGGCACUGGGACAAUUUUCCAGUGGGGAAGUGGUGGAGCAGUUACUGGGAAGGGAAUUGAAAACUGUGCUGGCUGCUGGUGCUCUCUAGAUACCAAAAAUGAGUUCCAUGCUGGUCCAGGCCAUCAGAAACCUCCCUGUGUCCUCAGCAUGGGCUGCCCGGGGCUUUGCUCGGUCGCUCAGCUGCUCUUCACAGUUACAAGCUGCAGUCCAGCCUAAGAGUAAGAAGACCUUAGCCAAAAGUGGUGUAAAGAAUAUUGUUGUGGUGGAGGGUGUCCGUAUCCCAUUUUUGCAGUCUGGCACCUCGUACGCGGAUCUUAUGCCACAUGACUUGGCAAGAGGAGCACUGCAGGGCUUGCUGAACCGGACCAGUGUCCCAAGGGAUGUUGUUGAUUACAUUGUUUAUGGCACUGUUAUCCAGGAGGUGAAAACAAGUAAUGUUGCCAGAGAGGCUGCCUUGGGAGCAGGUUUCUCUGACAAAACUCCAGCCCACACAGUCACUAUGGCUUGCAUUUCUUCAAACCAGGCAAUGACCACAGGCGUGGGGCUGAUUGCGGCUGGACAGUGCGAUGUCGUCGUAGCAGGGGGUGUGGAGUUCAUGUCAGAUGUUCCCAUUCGUCACAGCAGGAAGAUGAGGAAGACUAUGCUGACUCUUAACCGAGCAAAGACCUUGGGCCAAAAGCUGUCCCUGAUUUCCAGAAUUCGCCCUGACUACUUUGCCCCUGAGCUGCCAGCUGUGGCAGAGUUCUCCACCAGUGAGACCAUGGGGCACUCGGCCGAUCGUUUGGCCGCUGCCUUUGGCAUUUCCCGUUUGGAGCAGGACGAGUAUGCUCUCCGUUCACACACCCUGGCUAAGAAAGCCCAGGAUGCAGGUUUGCUCCUUGACGUGGUGCCCUUCAAAGUGCCAGGCAAAGAUACAGUUACCAAAGAUAACGGGAUCCGUCCUUCCUCAAUUGAGCAGAUGGGCAAACUGAAGCCAGCUUUUGUGAAGCCCUAUGGAACUGUCACAGCUGCCAACUCCUCCUUCCUGACAGAUGGUGCCUCUGCAGUUCUGCUGAUGUCUGAGGAGAAGGCUCUGGCAAUGGGAUACAAACCGAAGGCCUACCUGAGGGACUUCGUGUAUGUGUCCCAGGAUCCAAAGGACCAGCUGCUGCUGGGACCGACGUACGCUACUCCCAAAGUGCUGGAGAAGGCUGGUCUAACCAUGGCUGACAUCGACGUCUUUGAAUUCCAUGAAGCUUUUGCUGGGCAGAUACUGGCUAACCUGAAGGCCAUGGAUUCUGACUGGUUUGCACAAAACUAUAUGGGCAGAAAGUCAAAGGUUGGAACCCCUCCUCUGGAGAAGUUCAAUAACUGGGGUGGGUCCCUCUCGCUGGGACAUCCUUUCGGUGCCACCGGCUGCCGUCUGGUCAUCACUGCUGCCCACAGACUGCAGAAGGAGGGAGGACAGUAUGGCCUGGUGGCUGCCUGUGCUGCAGGAGGGCAGGGGCACGCGAUGAUUGUGGAGCUUUACCCUCAGUAACAGGACAAGGGACUGUGGAGCAGCUGUUUGUGUGUCCUGUGCCUGGCAAUGCCAUUUCAAUGCACUAAUAACAUACAGUCCUUCUUGGGAAGGAGUUUUGGUGGCCUUUGUAAAUACCAUUUAGCUACUAAGCUGGUAAUUUUCAUCUAAUGAAGACACUCUGAGAAAUACUCCAGGAGAAUAGAAAUUAAUGUGGCUCUUAGUCUCUCCAGCGUCCUUGUAAACUCUGAUUUCCACUGUAGCUCUUCAAUAAGCUGAAGAAUGAUGAUUCCAAAGCUGUGUAUGGAGAAUUAUGGAGAUGAGAAGUACUGGAGGUUGGUGGGCUGAGAUACGAGUUAAUGUGUCCUUGCAGCGAGUAACCAUGUUCAGAAAUGGGUUCAAAGUGACCUGGUUUGUAUGGAGGAUGUUUGCUGCACGAUGUCCAAACAGAAUUUGAAUGAGCAAAUUACUUCUGACAAAUGAGUGUCACUGAUCUAUAGCCACAAUAAACCAGGGGGAAAAAAAAAAAAAAGAAGUUUGGCUUUUUUUUUUUUCUCUCCCCUUGCCUGAAAGAUGUGGGGUUGGUUACUGUGGUGUUUGUCAUGGGGGCUGUGUGUUCUGAGGUGGCACCAGGCACCUGCUCUCUGAAAUGGGAAACACUGCUCUGAAAGCUGCCCUGUACCCACCUGGAGCUCCAGAGCCCCAAGGAAUCACCAAAAUAAAUGCUUUUGAGACCUUUUUUGGUAA